Molecule: messenger RNA, 3473 nt
Organism: Pseudoliparis swirei
Lineage: Eukaryota; Metazoa; Chordata; Actinopteri; Perciformes; Liparidae
Product: un-named sa1261
Exons: 5
Coding region: 380-1579 (399 amino acids)
Biological process (GO): peptidyl-serine phosphorylation; peptidyl-threonine phosphorylation
Molecular function (GO): protein serine/threonine kinase activity; ATP binding
Source: RefSeq, a predicted model, not a curated record
AGCGGAGGUCGGGAAGGAGGAGAAGAAGAAGGAGAAGAAGAAGAAGAAGAAGAAGAAGAAGAAACGAAGCGUCGGCGUCCUCUUUUCUCUCAAACACGCAGGUGUCUGGGCGGAUUGACAGGUUGCAUGCAGCAUAUUUUGAAAGAUUCAGAGAGUGACAUUUUACACAGAAGAGGAGACCUGAAGUCCUGCAGAGACUGGGACCAGACCUGAAGUCCUGCAGAGACUGGGACUAGACCUGAAGUCCUGCAGGGACUGGGACCAGACCUGAAGUCCUGCAGAGACUGGGACCAGAGAGGGAAGCCUGGAAAAGGUCGAGACGCUCCAGGAACACCGACCCCCCGACCCCUCGCCCCCCCGGCUCCGACGCUCCACCGCGAUGAGCUCCUCGCCCCGCGGCGCCUCCAUCGACAUCCUGGAGGAGCUCCAGCUGAUCGCCGCUCAGAACCUGGAGAAGCUGGACAUCAACAAAUACUACGAGGUGGUCGGGGAGCUCGGGAAGGGAACCUACGGCAAGGUGGACCUGGUCGUCCACAAGAUCCGAGGCACAAAGAUGGCACUGAAGUUCCUGAGGAAGAAGAGCACGAAGUUGCGCAGCUUCCUGCGUGAGUACAGCGUGUCCCUGUACCUGUCGCCCUGCCCCUUCAUCAUCAACAUGUACGGCAUCGCCUUCGAGACGGACGAGUACUACGUCUUCGCUCAGGAGUACGCGCUGGCCGGGGAUCUGUUCGACAUCAUCCCGCCACAGGUGGGUUUACCUGAGCCGGUGGCGAAGCGCUGCGUCCACCAGGUGGCGCUCGCGCUGGACUACCUGCACUGCAAGAAGCUGGUCCACCGGGACAUCAAGCCCGAGAACAUCCUCCUGUUCGACAAGGAGUGCCGCCGCGUCAAGCUGUCCGACUUCGGCAUGACGCGGCGCGCCGGCUCCCCCGUGAAGCGCGUGAGCGGCACGAUCCCGUACACGGCGCCGGAGCUGUGCGACCCCGCGCGGCACGAGGGCUUCCGCGUGGACGACAGCACGGACGUGUGGGCGUUCGGCGUGCUGCUCUUCUGCAUGCUGACUGGCAACUUCCCGUGGGAGAAGGCCAUGCCCGACGACAACUUCUACGAGGAGUUUGUGCGCUGGCAGUGCCUCCGCCGCCGCGCCGCCGCCGCCGCCGUGCCGUCGCAGUGGCGCCGCUUCACCGACGAGGCGAUGCGCAUGUUCCGCAGGCUCCUCUGCGUGGAGCAGGAGCGCCGCUGCUCCGUCAAGGAGGUCUUCAGCUACUUCAACCUGUGCUGGAUGUUGGACACGGAGAACGGGAACGCGAGCGGCGGCGGCGCGGCGAACAGCGCGCCUCCCCUAGACAUCGCCUCCUCCGCCUCCUCUUCGUCAUCGGAGGACGACGCGUUAGCGGACAGGCUGAAGCGGCAGAGCCUGUCGCCCGCGGCGACGGCGAAGGGGAGCGUCGCGAUGGACACGCACUACUCCUCCGCCAACAGUUCGCCGGCCUCCACCGGCGGCUACGAGCGCGUCAACCGGGAGAACAAUGAGAGGGGGCGCCUCCUGGUGGCCACGCCCAUCGAGAUCUGCGUGUAGGCGGCGUGCGUUACGCGUGAGUGAGACCGAGGAGGAAAUAAAAAUCCCUCCAAAGAUGAAGAAGAAAUAUUAAAAAGAAGAAGAAGUGUUGCGCCUGAGCGUCGGGAUCGACCCCCGGUCACGCGCCUCGUGUUGAUCUCACUGGACAACAAUGUCCAGAACAAUGAAGCAAUAUGUUUAAAUGAUUGGAAAGUCCACCAAAUAACCGGGAAGGCUUUCGAAAGAGGUCGAGGGCAGCGUGGUGUUUGGUAGACAUGUUCCUGUAAAGUGUUUUUGUUUAUGUAGUUAAAUUAUUUAUUUCUAGCAGAUGCAUAUAUUUAUGAUUUGUUUUAUCACAAACCCACAUUGUUCUUUUAAUAUUUGUCAUGUUGUGAUUUCGAAUUAAAAAAAUUAAUAAACAGACUGUUAGUUCUAUGACUAAAAAAUUUCUUUUUCCCUUUUUGAUGCCUCAACCAAUCGGCUAUGAGCGUCUGGAAACGCCCCCUAGUGGUAUGAGUGUUAAUUGGCUCUUGUUUUACUCUUCUAGCCCCGCCCCCAUGAAACUACAGCACACCUGGACUUUACCUGCAUGGCUUCAGCCAAUUACCUUUUAGGGUAAGAGAUACUGAACAUUAAAAAAAAUAAAAAGUAAUAUCUUUCACUGAAAUCCUAGCAAAUAUGAUAUUUCUAUGAAGCAAAAUGUCAACGAUAAAUCAUAAUUUUUCUUCAGCUCAAAUGUAAAAAGUACAAAACCAAUCUGUCUACCACAGAAACAUAAAUUAUAUAUAUACAUACGCACACAUGAUGAAUAACACAUCUGCAUUAAGAGGAUAUUUGGAUAUUUGCCCAAAAAACAUUGUUCAAAACUUACAUAAAACAAGUAUAAACCCCGCCCAAAAAACAGCAUGAAUCUGAGUUUAUAAAAUCUAUUUUUCUAUUUCAAGAGAGACAGAGUUCAGUUUUACUGACUUAAAGAACCUGAAUUAUCUUUUUCAUUUUUCAAACAAUAAAAAACAAAACGCGUCCGUUCUUACAACCUUAAAUAAUUUAUUUAUAUAUAUACACAAGUAUAUAUGAAUAAUUAUAUUUAAUUAUAAUUACACAUGUAAAUAAAUAUAAUUAUAUAUAUAUAUAAUUAUAUAAAUAUAUAUAGGGGAAGGUAAAGCUGCAGAACGCGGUUUUAGCUCCACGUGGCUCAGAAAUACAUAUUUAUAUUAAAAGGAUCAAUUCAACAUAAUCACAAAAAAUAGUUUCCUGCAUUCAUCAGCCUAUAUGUUAUGUUUUUAUAAAUCUAUUUAAUAGUCUAAUAGUUUGUUUUGUUUACGACCAAUAAAUAAUAAUAAUAAAACUAGACGAAGCAAAUCUUUAACUGCAAGAAGCUGGAAUUCUUUUCAAUUAAAAUCACAAUUAAAAUAGUUUUCUUGGUGAUUUAGUUUAACUGGCCCUUUAAAAUAAACAAAACAAUCAGAGAACUUCCCCGACUCGACCACGGGACAUUGAACGCUGCCGUUUACGAGACAUUUCUGCUUUUUCUUUCACGUUUCAAUCAAAAAAUUCCCCCGGAAACAAAAAGUGCUUCAAAUAACUUGAAUGUCCAGUUCGUGGUCUUAAAACUUAAAUAAUAAGAGUAAAAAAUAACAACCGAUAAAGUGCCUAGUGGCCGGUGGCUGCAGCUUUAUGAACAUAUUUAUGUUACGGGUUUUUGUGAUGACUGAAAAGAAGAGAAGAGAAGAAAAAAGGGGAGUAGAGGACUCUUAUAAAAGAAUGAAUGAAGCUCAUUUAAACAUGUUCAACUAGAACGGGCACUCGGUAGAGUGCAUACCACAAGAUUGGGCAUUGAAUUAUUAACAUUUUGGCAUUAGUUUUAUGCCAAUUGGAUAAAAAUUGACCACGCUAUGGUAAAAAGAUUUUGACC